AUCUUUAUUUUUGUUAGUUGUGCUGUGGGUGUGCUUCAAGAUUUUGUAAAAAUUUGAACUUUAUAAGCUAGGCAGAUUUUCAUUGCUCUAAAAAUGGUGAACUAUAAUGGAAUCUGAUGCUUUGGGAAAGUACCCUUUAUCACCAUUUCUAUUUUCAGCCAUUCUCUCGAGGAUUAAUCAUUGCCGAAUGCAGCUGGUAUUUAAUUGAGAGAGUCCAUUUGGAAUGAUAUGGACCAGUCAAAGGAGGACGUAGAGGCAAAUGAUGUAGCUACGAAUGUGCUACCUAAAACGACGGAGGAUGAUAUUUCUGUUGAACCAUCGAUGAGAAAGUCUAUAUCUACCAGUCUUGAGUUUCCGGAGGGACCAAUUUCUUCUGGUUCAGGUACCAACAACAGAUAUGUAAUGUCCAUGAAGGAUACUCAGCCCCAUGGUACAAGUUCUUACUCAUUGAAUAGUUCAAGGCUCACAUUUGAAAAAUUGAGUAGUUACAAAAUUUCCGAACCAGCUUCUCGUAGAUGCUCUGAUAAUAAUCGAGAAAACAAUCAGAAACCGCAAAUUCAGUGGCAACAGUUUUAUCAAUUAGGGGCUGGCUCUAGAAGUGUGAAGGGGGAUGGAGAUCCUUCAUCCAGGGAUUUGCCAGGAAAGAAUUUGCGAGCACUGAAAAUGCUGAAGCAUGCAUCGCACAAAGAUAUCAAAGAAGGCUCUAAUGCAGUGUCUUCCCAAUCAACAGAAGACUCUAACUUAAUCAUCCCAAGCAAUAGAUUACUUCCGGGAAAUAGUCAAUCAAAACUUUCAUCUACAUCUGGCUUUUCUCAGUUUUUCGCUAACCGAUCUCUUAAAGGCAAAGAUGUUUUACCAAAAGGCCCUGCGCUUCAUGAAGAAUUUGAUACCGCCUCUAAUCUGCAGAAUAAGAAUGAGUCUGAGCAAGCUUCAAUACGAAUGGUAGGAUCUGAUGCAUUGUUUAAGCCUGGUGCUAAUUCUAAUGGAGUUACAUUGAGAGAGUGGAUAAACUUGAUGGGAUCACAGAUUAACAAAGCUGAGAGGAUUCACAUAUUCCGGCAGAUUGUGAAGUUAAUUGAUAUUGCGCACUCCCAAGGAACUGCAUUCCAGGAAUUACGGCCUUCCUGUUUCAUUUUACUGUCACCUAAUGGUGUUAAAUAUAUUGGUCCAUCUGUUCAGAUAGACUCCAUGUAUGUCGUGAACCAAAAUACUAACGGGAAAAGGCCAUCCAACAUUGAUAUACAUGCUGAAAGUAACUUGGGCUCUAAGCAGCAGAAGGUUCGUUGUUGUUCUCAUGAUGAAAGCACGCAAUUUAAGGCAGGGGGUCUGCUGGAGUCUGACAUUAAACAGUUGGAAAAGAGGUGGUACACUUGUCCGGAAGAACUCGAUCACAAAAGCCUUGCAUCAUCUAAUAUCUACAGUCUCGGGGUUCUUUUCUUUGAGUUGCUGUGCUGUUUUGAAUCGCCAGCGGCACGUUCUGCAGCGAUGAUGAAUUUGCAAAGUCGCAUUCUUCCUCCAAAUUUUCUUUGUCAAAAUCCUAAGGAAGUUGGCUUUUGCUUUUUGAUGCUUCAUCCUGUACCUUCUUCUCGCCCUACAACAAGGGAAAUCCUGCAGUCUGAAAUAAUAUAUGUAGCUGAAGAAGUAUGUAAAAUAGAUGGUGUCCCAGCAUUUAUUGAGAAGAAGGAUGAUGACCCUGACUCAGACACGUUGCUCUAUUUCCUAGUUUCACUGCAGGAGGAAAAGCAGAAUAAUACCUCCAAGUUAUUACAAAGUAUAAAGUGCUUAGAAGCUGAUAUCAAGGACGUCGAUAAAAAAGAUAUCUUUAGAACUUCAGAUUGGGUGGAGAAACAUCUUAACUCGACUGACUGUAUUUCUAGAUCGUUUUCUAUUACAAAUAUGAGCAAAGAAAAGCUAAUGAAAAAUUUUUCUCAGCUUGAAAGUGCUUACUUCUGCAUGAGAUCCCAAAUCCAACUUGCAGAAAAUGAUACAAUAGGUCGAACAGACACAGAUUUGUUGACGAGUCGUGACAGGUUGUCAACAACAGAGGUGGGGCCUACUCUAAAAUCUGUUGAUCGUAUUGAAGCCUUCUUUGAAGGUAUUUGUAAAUAUGCUCGCUACUGCAAGUUUGAGGAAUAUGGGACAUUAGGAAAUGGUGAUCUUCUUAACUCUACAAAUGUGAUCUGCUCCCUCUGUUUUGAUCAUGAAGAGGAAUAUAUAGCUGCAGCUUGUGUCUCAAAAAAAAUCAAAAUCUUUGAAUUUGCUUCACUUUUGGAUGACUCUGCGGAUCCUCAAUAUCCUGUGGCUGAGAUGUCAAACAGAUCUAAGCUUAGCUGUGUUUCCUGGAAUAAUUAUAUGAAGAAUUAUCUGGCUUCAACUGAUUAUGAUGGCGUAGUCAAGAUGUGGGAUGCAAUCACAGGUCAAGAAUUCUCCCAACAUAUAGAGCACCAGAAGAGGGCUUGGUCUGUUGAUUUUUGUCAAGUGGAUCCAACAAAGUUUGCCACUGGAAGUGAUGAUUGCUCAGUAAAAGUGUGGAAUAUCUAUGAGCGGAGUUCUGUGGAUACAAUCUGGAAUCCUGCCAACAUAUGCUGUGUGCAGUUUUCUGCUUACUCCUCUCAUCUGUUGGCUUUCGGAUCUGCUGAUUACAAAAUCUACUGCUAUGAUCUUCGCCAUACUAGGAUUCCAUGGUGCACAUUAUCUGGACAUGAGAAGGCUGUUAGCUAUGUAAAAUUCUUAGAUUAUGGUACCCUGGUUUCUGCAUCCACAGAUAACACGCUAAAGCUAUGGGACCUAAAUAGAACAAGUUUGGAAGGAUUGUCUUCAAAUGCUUGCAGCUUGACUUUCAAGGGACAUACCAAUGAGAAGAACUUUGUGGGAUUAUCAGUUUUAGAUGGGCAAAUUGCAUGUGGUUCCGAAUCUAAUGAGGUAUAUGCUUAUCAUAGAUCUCUACCAAUGCCAAUUACUUCUUAUAAAUUUGGAUCUGUUGAUCCGAGCUUUGGCAAUGAAGGUGAGAGUAAUGGGCAAUUUGUUUCAAGUGUUUGCUGGAGAAAAAAAUCUAAUAUGGUUGUUGCGGCAAACUCAACUGGAUGUAUAAAGCUGUUACGUUUGGUAUGAAUUAAAGCUCAUCAUCCUUAUCUUCUGAAUCCUAACCAUGCUGGCAGACGUGUUUUCCACCUAGCUUCAGCUGGAAUUGAGCAAAACUAAGGAUUGAUAAAUCUAGGUGUUGAACAUUGAAGCCGAAUUCGUAGUCGUGGCUAAAUGGAAUGGACUUCAGAAUAGGAAGAAAACCUUUCUAAGAGCCAAAAGUUUUCAACUCUAAUGUAGUCCUCGCCUGCUUCGAGAGUUCUUCUGGAUAAAUGGAAAUGGAGAUGAAGCAGUUUGGCCUCCUUCACUGCUUCUUUUGCAAAGAAAUGACAUCAGCAAAGUUGAGAAACCAGCUUAGAGAGUAUGCUUUACACGAUUGGUUUUGCAAAGCUGAGAUCGUCUCUUGCUCAAAAGUCUCGGUAGACACAAUCCACUUCUUUUCAGUUGGUGAUGUAUGUAGAUUGUAGACGCAAUUCACGUCCUGAUUCAGAAUUUGUCUCAGCGACUUAUGCUUCGUUCUUCUUUCUCACUUACCUUGUGAGCUAACAUUUGGAGAAGUAUGUGUGACUGGUAAAGGAUCAGAACGGAAUUUUCCAGGGAGGGAAAGCUCCGUGAGUUCCCAGCCUCAAUGUCACUGUAGUUGGCUAAUCCAUUUGGCUGUCAUCAGGGUUCAUCACUAACCACCUCUUUACGUAGCGAAAAAUCCUGCGGAUGAAUGAGAAACUUGUCUGUUGAUUUGGAUCAGUGUGCCAAGACGACUUUGUCAAGCUUUUCACACUUUUGUGAGUAAAGGAAGCAAUGUUUCGCCUCAUCUUCUCUUGGCUAUCUUCGAGGGCAACUCUCCCUGUUAAAAUCUCAAAGCAUAUUAUCCCCAAACUUACACGACUUCUCAGAGAACUUGAUAUGUACUCUCCAUUCCCCCACUAUUCUGAUUGGUGAUUUUCCAUGCCUCUUGCAAUCUGGAAGUAGUGGAUCAACUGCAGUAGGAACCAGCAUAUGAAUUAGUAGAAAAACUUGUUAUGCAUGCCAUAUUAGCUGCUUCUCUGCUCUUCGCUCAUUAUUUGAUUAAUUUGAUAAUUUAUUGAUUUUGCUUAGGCACAAAUAUUGGCAGCAGUUAAAGCCCUGAUGUAGUUGUAACUGCUAUUUUCAAUGUUAUUGUUAUUCCCAUCA
Molecule: messenger RNA, 4251 nt
Organism: Lycium barbarum (goji berry)
Lineage: Eukaryota; Viridiplantae; Streptophyta; Magnoliopsida; Solanales; Solanaceae
Product: protein SUPPRESSOR OF PHYA-105 1-like
Exons: 10
Coding region: 229-3111 (960 amino acids)
Biological process (GO): photomorphogenesis; protein phosphorylation
Molecular function (GO): protein kinase activity; protein binding; ATP binding
Source: RefSeq, a predicted model, not a curated record